Molecule: messenger RNA, 1361 nt
Organism: Megalops cyprinoides (Indo-Pacific tarpon)
Lineage: Eukaryota; Metazoa; Chordata; Actinopteri; Elopiformes; Megalopidae
Gene: rbpms2a
Product: RNA binding protein, mRNA processing factor 2a
Exons: 8
Coding region: 406-1020 (204 amino acids)
Biological process (GO): negative regulation of smooth muscle cell differentiation
Molecular function (GO): mRNA binding; protein homodimerization activity
Source: RefSeq, a predicted model, not a curated record
UAAUUGAUCAUCAAAUUAGAGAGCAGAAGAGGACCGACCUCGGCGUAGUCCCCCCUCCCCUUUAAAUUUUAGCUAGUUCUCACUUUUUCUUUCUUAAUUGAAUUUGUACCCAAUCAGGCUUGAUGUGAGCAAGGAGGAGCAAGCUCUUAUUUUUCCCUUCUCACACCUUCACAGUGCACCUAGCCACCAAGUCACCUUUAGUUUUUUUCCUAUUUCUUUUUCCUCCUUGGAUACUUCGGCAAAGCACGGCUUCACUCUAGCACCAUAUACUGAAGUCACACGAAAACGGCACCAAGAAUUCCUCCUGCAACUUUAACGCAUUUCAGGGAAAGUCUACCCAAACCACCGACGAGGAAAGCCUACUUUCUUUUUUUUUCUCGUACAAAGAGGCGUUAAAGUUCCACAAUGAGUCUCAAAUCUGAUUCUGAGCCGAACAACAACGUGUCUAUGGAAGAGGAGGUGCGCACACUCUUUGUUAGUGGCCUACCGAUUGACAUCAAACCCCGUGAACUCUACCUGCUGUUCAGACCCUUCAAGGGUUAUGAAGGUUCACUGAUUAAGUUGACAUCAAAGCAGCCUGUUGGGUUUGUUACCUUUGACAGCCGGUCUGGCGCCGAGGCAGCAAAAAAUGCAUUAAAUGGGAUACGCUUUGACCCAGAAAACCCUCAGACCCUGCGUUUAGAGUUCGCUAAAGCCAACACGAAGAUGGCAAAGAGUAAGCUGAUGGCCACACCGAACCCCACAAAUAUCCACCCAGCUCUAGGAGCACACUUCAUUGCACGGGACCCAUAUGACCUGGCUGGAACCGCACUGAUUCCUGCGUCUCCCGAAGCCUGGGCCCCUUACCCACUGUACACCACCGAGCUGACCCCUGGGCUCCCCCACCCCGCCUUCACCUACCCCGCUGCUGCCGCUGCCGCCGCCGCCCUACACGCCCAGGUGAGGGACCAAACGAUGCGUUGGUACCCUUCUGCAUCUGAAGCCUCCCAGCCGGGGUGGAAAUCUCGUCAGUUUUGUUAAAGUAUUUAAUGCCGUUCAGACCUGAAUUUUUUUUUUUUUUUUUUUUUUCCUCCAAAUGGAGUGAGGGUGUUCUGAGCUCUACGUUAAUUUAAUCAGGUGUAUUUAAUGGACAAAGGUGCAUUACAGGACUUUUUUUUUUUCCCUUUGGAAACUUUCUCUGAAGGACAUUGAACUGAAAACAUCUAGACUACGAACUCAAGCUGAGGACUUUUUCGAAGAGCCAUGACGGUACAGUCUUUGCACCUCAGAAAACCCUGUGCUUACUUUACUAUAGAAGUGGACAGAUAUUUGUUGAGGAAAUGACAUAGCUGCUCUCUUGAUGGGAUGGGGAGGGGCGGGUG